This is a messenger RNA of Asparagus officinalis (garden asparagus), 1490 nucleotides long. RefSeq lists its product as uncharacterized. Gene Ontology annotation, molecular function: metalloendopeptidase activity. The coding region runs from base 101 to 1036 and encodes 311 amino acids. The record is from RefSeq and is a predicted model, not a curated record. Lineage: Eukaryota; Viridiplantae; Streptophyta; Magnoliopsida; Asparagales; Asparagaceae. Gene Ontology annotation, biological process: CAAX-box protein processing. The transcript has 10 exons. Gene Ontology annotation, cellular component: membrane.
GUACUGCCCACUAUGAGCACCCCAUAAACAAAUCCGAGCCUCUCAAGCUUAUUCCUACUACCCAACUCAGAACAAAGCAAAGUUUACUAACGACUCAGUGAUGAUGAGGAGUGGAUGUGAUGUUGUUUGCAGCUGCCCAUUAGUCUCCUUGAGAGAUAUCAAACCAGGUAGGAAGUCUGGUGGUCUCUUUCCAGGAAGAAAAUAUUUGCAUGCUAAUACUUACAAUAACUUUGUUGUUCAAGUUAAAACAUUUGCAUCUCGGAGAAACAAGAAAGUGAAAACUGGGAAAACAUCCAGAACAAGAACUUUACAGAGUACGACAUUUCCUUCAAAGGGCUUGGAGGAUAUAUCUGGAGACACUUCAGAAGCUGAUACCGGUAAUGAUACUAGCACUGAAGAACAAAGUGAAACGUCAGGUGAAAGUACUCCAAUUCCAAUUGCGACAAGAAGUUCUGUCCUCCAAGCUUGCAUCAUUACAUCUGGUUUGCUUCUUGCUUUUGGUGCUUUAAUUCGACAGGCAUCUCACAUUGCAUCAAUAGGAGGAUGGGAAAUCACUGAUGCAUCAAGUGAAGUAUCAUUUGGUUUUGAGAUGUGGCAUAUUGAAUUGAUAGUGGGCCUUGUUGUGUUAAUAACAACUAGCCGCUAUGUCUUAUUGGAAACAUGGCCAGGUUUCGCAGAGUCUAGUCAAACUGCAAAUGGACAAGUUCUAAGUACACUGCAGCCCUUGGAUUAUAUUCUGGUGGCAUUUCUGCCUGGAAUUAGCGAGGAGCUGCUUUUUCGUGGGGCUUUGCUUCCACUAUUUGGACUCAGCUGGGAAAAUGCCCUUGUAGUUGGUGCAGUUUUUGGAGCUCUUCAUUUUGGUAGUGGACGAAAAUAUUCCUUUGCAGUAUGGGCGACAUUCGUUGGUUUUGCCUAUGGCUUAGCAACAAUUGUUUCCUCAACAGUAGUUGUUCCCAUGGUAUCUCAUGCACUGAACAAUCUAGCGGGGGGCAUCCUGUGGUACUAUACAUCUAAAUCCAAGGAAAAGAGUGGAUAAAUCUAAUCACUGAUUCCCAAAGCUAUUUGAUAGUAACUUCAUGGAGCUGGACCUCGGUAAACUCGAAGUGCGAGCGCAUCAGAAACUACUGUACCCAUAGUCGACGAUGAACGAAAUACUGCUUUGGGUAGUGCAGGUAGUUGAGACUUUACCCGAUAAGUGGAAUAUCAACUAUAUUAACUACCAGGCGCAAGGGAGCAUUGGGGAAAAAUAAAAAUAAAAAUCAUGAACAUCUUGCUUUUUCUAGGAUUGAGAAGAUUGCUUGCGGCGGGCUAAUUAAAUUUAGGGGUUGUUUGGUCGAAAGGAAAUAGAGCUGCAACAGCUGUUGGGAUCAAAUUGUAAAAACAAGUCGUACUGUAAUUAAAAAGAGAGAGGGAGUGUGUGUAUGUAUAUAUAUCUAUUAUUUAUUAUUCUAUUAUAUUUACUUAUUAAAUAAAGUUAGCUUUUUGGAUCA